AUGAAGUCGCUCUGUAUCAGCAAGAGGUCAAGAUUUUCAUGCCGUGGUGUGAUCACGGGUGACACAUACAUUCCCAUGAAUGUGGUAGGAGUGCCUGACGAAGUAGCAAGACAGAUGUCGGUACAAGUGCAUGUGACAGAGUACAACAUUGCUCAGCUGCAAGGCAUGCUGGAUAGAGGUCUUUGUCUGACACAUGAAGAUGCUAAUUCCAUCACGCACUCCUUGGAUGUGGGGAAAGCAAAUAAGAAACGCAUCAUGCUGAAGGUUGGUGAAACGGUCAACCGCAGAAUUCUAGAUGGAGAUACUGUAUUUAUCAAUAGGCCACCAAGCACCGACAAGCACUCAGUCCAAGGAAUGUAUGCCCAUGUUCAUAGUGAUCACACCAUCAAGAUCAACCCACUCAUAUGUGGACCACUUGGAGCUGAUUUCGAUGGUGAUUGUGUCCACAUAUUCUUCCCAAGGUCAGUGUCAGCAAGGGCUGAAGCUACAGAGCUCUUCACGGUGGAGAAGCAGCUGGUGAGCUCUCACAGUGCUAAACUGAACUUUCAACUUAUAAAUGCAAUGUUCACGGGAGGGUUGAUUCCCAAGAAGCAACUAUCAGGUGGACCAAAGUGGACUUUUGCUCAGAUUCUAGAAACAUUACUGCCAGAGGAGAACAGAAUGUUAGUCAGAGACUUGGUUACUGGCACAAUCACCAUCUCAUCAGUUUUGUCAACGAUGAGUCCAAAGGAGGCCGUAGAAUUUCUGAAUCUUCUGCAGCCCCUGCUGAUGGAAUCAUUAUCUAUUGAUGGCUUCAGUAUAAAUCUGAGAGACUUCACUGUCGAAAAUUCAAUACCAGAGAUGAUUCAGCAUAAGGCACUUAAUCUUGACAAGUUACGGAAACCAAUUGUGGACUUCAUCGCUUCUUCUUCUGAUAUUCGUUUGUUGGUUGAUCAAAAGAGUGACUCUGCCAUGAACAAAGUAGUGGAGCAGAUUGGUUUCUUGGGAACUCAGCUGCAGUGCAACGGAAGAUUAUACUCUAGCAGCUUAGUGGAGGAUUGCCUAUCCAAGUCACUGAGCAAAUGUGGCAGCAGCAGCAACGGUGGCCAUCCUUUGGAGGCACAUGGUUUUAUCAGAAGCUCAUUUUACAAGGGACUGAACCCAUAUGAGGACCUACUCCAUUCGAUAUCUGCAAGGGAGAAGAUAAUACACGCAUCUAAAGGACUAAUGGAGCCGGGCACUCUCUUCAAGGACAUGAUUGCAAUGCUCCGAGAUGUUGUAGCAUGCUAUGAUGGAACCAUAAGAAACUCGUGUGGAAAUUCAGUUGCUGAGUUUGACUCGACAGAAUCAUCGAGUUAUGUGACACCAGGAGAUCCUGUUGGUAUCUUGGCAGCCACUGCAGUUGCAAAUGCUGCAUACAAGGUGGUGUUAGAUCCAAAUCAGAACAACAUGACCUCCUGGGACUCGAUGAAGGAAGUGCUACUUACAAGAGCUAGCUCUCGAAAUGAAAAUGACCAAAAAAUAAUCUUGUAUCUGAGUAAAUGCUCUUGUGGGAAUAAUUUUUGCACGGAAAGAGCAUCACUAGCAGUUCAAGCCUGCUUAAAGAGGACCAAAGUAGAAGACUGUGCUACUGAGUUCUCAGUCCAGUAUCAACACCAAAAUAUGGAAGCAACACAUUGUCUUGUUGGCCAUAUUCACCUUGACAAGAAGCAACUGGAUGAAAUGAACAUAAGUAUGGAAGAUAUUCUUCAGAAAUGCCAGGAAGCUAUUUGUGAACGCCGAAAGAAAAAGGGGCAAGUGUAUCAAGUUCUGAAGAGAAUUGUACUGAGUUCAAGGUGA
Molecule: messenger RNA, 1818 nt
Organism: Triticum turgidum subsp. durum (durum wheat)
Lineage: Eukaryota; Viridiplantae; Streptophyta; Magnoliopsida; Poales; Poaceae
Source: the annotation of a GenBank genome assembly